AUGCCAAUCGAAAACAAAGUUAUCGAAAAUCUUGCAAGUUCAUUGAUUAGAGAAUAUCUCAGUAGAAAGGGACUAAAAGAAACUCUUAAAACUAUGGAUGCUGAGCUUCCCAGGCAGGAACUCAGUAUAAAUAAUCGGAUUACCCUUGCAAGAGAAAUGCAUCUUGAGGGACUACUGAAGAAAAACAAGGUUUAUUUUUGUUAUAUGGGCGAAUUCUUGAAAGAUUUAUCUAAUAAUAUAAUCGAUGUAUUGUGCCAGGAGCAGCCAUUAUCUACCAUGAUUGAAGUUAUUGUUAAGCAUAUCAAAGAAACCAGUAGACCUAGGACUAGGAGCUCUGGAAGAAGCCUUAGCUUCUCGGAAGACAAAAAUGAAGUUUUUACUAAAGUAACAAAACCUGUAAUUGACGAUAGCACUAGCAAUAAUGGAAAUGUCGACAAUGAUAUAGAAACUAUCGAAUUAGAAGAUCAACUAGAGCAUAGUUCUCCAACACUAUCACCGAGAAUACAACAGCAGCACGAUUCAACUCGACAAACUCCGAUUACCUUGAAUAUUGCAACAGCAUUGAAAGAAAUCAUUUUUGGUAAAGGUACAGGCUUAUUUAAUUACGAAUGGAGAAUUCAAAGCUUUCUAUUUAGCGAUGUCGAGGGUAUUCAAUAUGGUAUAGUGCAGAAAAAGGGUGGCCCAUGUGGAAUCUUAGCUGCUUUGCAAGCAUUUUUCUUGAAGCAUCUCCUUUUCACAAAUCCUGAAAAUCAAAAUAUAGCUAAAAGUCAAAUCGCUAACGUAACUGAAAGUAUGCAACAAGAGAGUCUUGUACUUGCUAUAGCUGAAACCCUUUGGAAAGCUGGCAACUGCCGACGAUCCGUUGUAGCGCUGUUACAAAGCUCAGUCCAUUUUAAAGGCAAUUCCCAGUUUCGCCUUGAUCAGUUAACUGAAAAGUUUCAAAAUCCAAAAGGAAAUGGAUGCAUACUGUAUUUAUAUUCCUUGAUAUUAAGCAGAACAGUUGAAGGAGUUAAGGAAGAUAUGGAUGACCCAAACUGCAAAUUAAUGGGCGCCUACAACUAUUGCUCGCAGGAAAUUGUCAACCUAAUCGUUACUGGUAAAGCAACUUCAAAUACCUUUGAUGGCAUUAUUGAAUUAACGGGGAAUGAAGGAGAUAAGUGUCAACUAACUGGACUAAAAUCACAAAGUCAGAUUGGAUUACUAUCAUUAUUAGAACAUUACGAAUCGUGCAAGGUCGGAAAUUAUUUUAAAUCGCCUGAGUAUCCAAUAUGGGUAGUUUAUAGUGAAAGUCAUUAUAGUGUUGUUUUCUCAUUAAACAGAAAAAUACUCGAUCUCAGUGAUGUACCGAAAACUUUUGACCUUUAUUACUACGAUGGUCUGGGAAAUCAAGAUGAAGAAAUAAGGCUGACUGUGGAUCCAUAUCAGCAAGUUACGGUCAAUGAAAAGGACCUCAUCCCACCGUUAGAUUUAUGUAUUAGGACGAGCCUUUAUACUCUUAACGCUUAA
This is a messenger RNA of Trichoplax adhaerens, 1506 nucleotides long. RefSeq lists its product as uncharacterized. Gene Ontology annotation, molecular function: cysteine-type deubiquitinase activity; K48-linked deubiquitinase activity; protein binding. NCBI's taxonomy places the organism in Eukaryota, Metazoa, Placozoa, Uniplacotomia, Trichoplacea, Trichoplacidae. The coding region runs from base 1 to 1506 and encodes 501 amino acids. The transcript has 17 exons. Gene Ontology annotation, biological process: protein K48-linked deubiquitination. The record is from RefSeq and is a predicted model, not a curated record.